AUGGCAUUUUUUUUAUUAGUUGAGGUCACGAUUGACACCUGAAUGCAUGUUCGCAAAAAUAAUCAACCUUCCUGGGAGGCCCUCCUCAUCUCCCGCUCACACUUUGUGUGUACGCCGAGCGCGAUGCGGACGGCAGUGGCGUUGUUCCUCGUAGCGUUGGCGUUAUGGUGCUCACCGGCAGAUGGCGCUGGCAGCAACGAGGCAGGAAGGCGGCGGCGGCAGACCAUUUUGUCCUCGUGGUGGAGCUCAGGAAUCUGCCAGAACGGAGGAACAUCUGUCCCCAGCCUGACGACGGGCCGACACAUGUUUUGCAUGUGUACCGACGCUUUUGAAGGAAACUUCUGCCAAACACCCGUUGGCGCCGACUGCUACGAGGGCGUCGGAAUUUACUACCGCGGGUUCAUGUCCGUGUCGGAGAGCGGACGCCCAUGCCAGCGAUGGGACGACGACAUCAGGAGACGCUACCUCAGCUCUGACGUGGACGGCGGACAACACAACUACUGCAGGAACCUUCGCUUCAAGCGUCGUCCAUGGUGUCAAGUGUGGAAAAACCAGCAGCUGCUUUGGGAAUAUUGUGACGUUCCUCGAUGCGACGCCAGUAAAUCUGACCUUUUUUUUUUUCGACCUUUCAUGUCGGCGCGGUCCACCAAUGCCCCGCAGAUUACCCGACCGGUCCAACCAAUCACAUGGGCGGUGACUUAUCAACCACCACAGACCACACGAGCGGCUUUUUUUGUGAAACAGAUUUACGCUCUUGUAGUUCCAGCGAUCACGCCGACAGUGACCCAUCAACCGCCGCGGACCACACGUGCAGCAUGGAUGACGUGCGGGCGGCGGUCGCGCAGGAAGCAGAUGCGCAUCGUCGGCGGCUCCGUGGCGCCGGCGGAAUCUCACCCGUGGGUGGCGGCCAUCUUGUGGCGCGGCAGGUCCAAAGAGAAGGUCUUCCGUUGCGGAGGCACCUUGAUCUCCAGGUGCUGGGUCCUCACUGCUGCCCACUGCUUCCCCGACAGAUCCAUCGGCAUGGAGCGCCGCUUCCUGGUGGCACUAGGCAAGAGCAACUUGAACCAAAGCGACACCCUCGAGCAAAUGUUCGGCGUGGAAAAAAUCAUCCUGCACCCCGACUUCAACAAUGACGAAGGAAACUACGACAACGACGUCGCGCUGCUGAAGCUCAAGUCCAAAGCGGACGGUCGCUGCGCCCGUGAGAGCGCGGGCGUGCGGCGGGCGUGCCUGCCCUCGGACGGCCGGGACUUCCCGCCGGGCUUCCCGUGCGAGAUCGCCGGCUUCGGAAAGGAGAAGCACGGCCUGUGGUACCACUCACAGUCAUUGCGCCGGGCGAGCGUGGAACUGCUGGACAGCGCCGUGUGCCGGCGGAGCGAUUACUAUGGCGACAAGGUCACCGACAACAUGCUGUGCGCCGGCCGGCCCGAUUGGACGCAGGACGCUUGCGAGGGCGACUCUGGCGGCCCUCUGGUGUGCCAAAUGGACGGGCGUUUCGUGUUGUCGGGCGUGAUCAGCUGGGGCGAAGGGUGCGCCCGCGAACGUCGCCCAGGCGUCUACGCCAAAGUCAGCAACUACGUGCCGUGGAUACGACGCUACGUCCCUGUCUGACCACCGGUGCCAUAACAAAAUUCUUCCUUAAAUGAUUCUUUUAUUUUUAACAAAUUAUCUAUUUACAGAGCUAAACAAUUAUCGUUGAAUUUAUAUUUUUUAGAAAUUUUCAAUUAUUUUUUACCUUUAAAAGAUGAACGUGAUUUCCAAUGUUGUUUAUUUAAAUUUAAAAAAAGUUUGGCAUGAGUAAAUCUGUGCCACUGCGAGGGUUUGAAUUUGAAAUCUGAAUCAUCAAAAUACAAAUUCAGCCACAAAAAUUGCAGGUAAACCCCUAAGGGUCAUUUCUUGUUGAUUUGGGGACAUUAUAUGGUCACUCACAGUAGAUAUUUUGACGUUCAUGACCGUCAAUGGCAUCGACUUACAUAUGCUUCAAUGGAAUCCAAAUACAUUGGCAUCAAUAGAAUAGACAUAUAUGGCCAUCAAUGGCAUGGAGGUACAUUGGUGACAAUGGCAUGGACGUACAUGACUGUCAAUGGAAUCCAAGUACAUUGGCAUCAAUAAAAUUGAGAAAUAUGGCUGUCUAUGGCAUUGACAUGCAUGGCCGUCAUUGGCAAGGACGUACAUGCCAUCAAUGGCAUCGACUUACAUAUGUGUCAAUGGAAUCUAAAUACAUUGGCAUUAAUAGAAUCGACAUAUAUGGCCAACAAUUGCAUGGACGUACAUGGCCAUUAAUGGCAUUGACUUAUACAGCAUGGGCGCCAAUUGAAUGUCAAUUUUGGCCACUAGAAAUUAAUGGCACGACCUACACGGCAAUGGCAUCUCAUUAGAAACGAAUAGGAAAGUUUCAGGCGAAUUUUGCGGGAACCGUAGGUUGUUGACAAGUACUGUACACAAAUUUUAUGCCUCUUUACUUUCUUGAAAUUUUGGAUUAUGGUUUAUGAGAAUUGGAUAAAAAUUUUUGGACUAGAUACAUUUUGGGGGGGGUCCCCGAAAACACAGCAAUUUUGGU
Molecule: messenger RNA, 2560 nt
Organism: Corythoichthys intestinalis (scribbled pipefish)
Lineage: Eukaryota; Metazoa; Chordata; Actinopteri; Syngnathiformes; Syngnathidae
Product: urokinase-type plasminogen activator-like
Exons: 13
Coding region: 43-1611 (522 amino acids)
Biological process (GO): regulation of cell adhesion mediated by integrin; plasminogen activation
Molecular function (GO): serine-type endopeptidase activity
Source: RefSeq, a predicted model, not a curated record